This is a messenger RNA of Stomoxys calcitrans (stable fly), 2933 nucleotides long. RefSeq names its product WD repeat-containing protein 36. The record is from RefSeq and is a predicted model, not a curated record. Gene Ontology annotation, biological process: rRNA processing. Bases 77 to 2860 code for a protein of 927 amino acids. The transcript has 5 exons. Gene Ontology annotation, cellular component: Pwp2p-containing subcomplex of 90S preribosome; small-subunit processome. Gene Ontology annotation, molecular function: protein binding. Lineage: Eukaryota; Metazoa; Arthropoda; Insecta; Diptera; Muscidae.
CCGUCUACUUGCUUGACGUUUAAAAUCCGCGUGCUUCUGUUUAGUGUUAAACUAAAGGUAAACAUAUAUUUCGAUAAUGACCAAUUUAAGCGAAGGAGAAAUAGCAAAACGACUGCGAGCGAAACAGCGGGAUAGCAGCGUCAUAUUUCGACGCAAUCGAGCUUUGGGAUAUGUCAGCAACCACAUUCCAGCCGUUGUUCGAUACAUACAAAGGCGUAAAGACAACUUGAUUACCACAUGUAUUGGCAGAUCUUUCCAGGUGUACACGGCGAGCCAUUUCCGAUUGCUCCAUGUAAGUGGACAGCACCCGGAUGAAAUUACUGCCAUGGCCACAGACCGAUGGCAUAUCUAUACUGCCUGCAACAAGUGCAUAUAUGCCUGGAGAGCUGGCAAACAUGUGAGACACAUUUACAGGGGUCACAGCAAAAAUGUCCAUCUACUGUUGCCCUUUAAUCGGCAUUUGAUAGCCGUCGACGAGGCGAAUAUCGUAAAAGUUUGGAACGUAAAGGAGGAAGAUGUGUAUUUGGAGAUACCAUUUAAACCGGAAGAGUUUUUAGUGACCGCAAUAGCACAUCCACCGACGUACGUCAACAAGAUUGUGUUGGGCUCGAAGCAAGGUCGGUUGCAAAUCUGGAAUAUAAAGGACAACCACUUGGUGUACACAUUCAAUGGUCACGAGAGCCGGGUAACUAGUAUCGAACCAGCGCCAGCUAUAGAUGUAGUCGCUGUAGGACACCAAGAUGGAACGACAAUAGUUAUGAACUUGAAAUAUGAUGAAAUACUAAUGGAAUUCAAACAAGAUUGGGGAGCAGUUUCAAAAAUCACUUUUAGGACAGAUGGUCCACCCAUUAUGGCCACAGCUAGUACAAAUGGGUACGUAGCAUUUUGGAAUUUGGAAGAGAAAAAGAUCGCUAGUCAAUUGCAAGCCCAUGAAGAUUCAAUCACAACGACGAUAUGUUUACCGAAUGAACCUUUGAUUCUUACUACAUCUCCUGAUAACUCAAUGAAAUUGUGGAUAUUCGAUAUGACUGAUGGGGGAGCACGUCUGUUGCGCAUUCGUGAAGGUCAUACAGCGCCUCCACUAUGCAUUCGUUAUCAUGGCGUAAGGGGAAACACAAUUUUAUCAUCCGGCGAAGACAGUUCAUUAAGGUCAUUUAGCACAAUAUCAGAAACUCUCAAUAGGAAUAUGGGCAAAGCCAGCUAUAAUAGAAAAUCUUCAAAGAAGAAAAAUCGCUUUGAGGAGGAUAAUCACCGCAUGCCACCCAUUAUUGAAUUCACAACUGAGUUGACACGAGAAAAGGAAUGGGACAAUAUUGCUGCCAUACACAGCGGAAGUAUACAGACCACCACAUGGUCCUUCCAUAAAAAUCGCAUGGGCGAUCAUCGACUGAUACCUGAGCAUUUUACCAAUAAAAAUCGUAAAGAUUUCAAAACGGAAACUACUUGUGUUACACUCACACAUUGUGGAAACUUUGUACUCUUAGGUUAUUCAAAUGGAGAGGUGCAAAGGUUCAACAUACAAUCUGGCAUACAUAGGGCCAGUUAUGGGAAACCGGCCCAUGCUGCAGCUAUUCGAGGUAUAGCUUGUGAUAAUCUCAGCCAAAUGGUUGUGACGGGGUGUAGCGCUGGUCUUUUAAAGUAUUGGCACUUCAAAGAAAAACUGGAUAAACCUUUCGUUGUGAGCAAGUUAUCAGAAGGUAUUGUUCUUAUGCGCUGCCAUCGCGAGAGUGCAAUGAUUGCAGUAGCAUUGGAAAAUUUUGUUCUACUGGUAAUUGACAUGGACACCAAAGUGGUCAUUCGCAAAUUCGAAGGCCAUUCGGCCAAAAUUAACGAUGUCACCUUCAGUCCAGACAGUCGUUGGCUAAUAUCUGCCUCUAUGGACACCACUAUAAAAGUGUGGGAUAUACCAUCUUCGUAUAUGAUCGAUCAUUUUCGUGUUGAAAGGCCUUGUGUUUCCUUAACCAUGUCGCCUACCGGGAAUUUUCUUGCCACGGCACAUGUUAAUAACUUAGGAAUAUACUUGUGGGCCAAUAAAAUGUUAUUCAAUCAACUCUCGCUGCGCUCGAUUAAUCCCUGUUCAACAGCACCUUACGUAGGUCUGCCCACAAAUGUAGCCGACGAAAUUAAUCUGGAAGAAUCUAUCCAGGAAUUGUCCAUGGAUGUUAAUGAAGAAGAAGAUACUGAUGACGAAGAGACCCUGGGUGAGGAAGUAAACUUCACGUACGAAACACCAGAGCAAUUAUCUAAAGAGUUGAUUACUAUGUCUGGUAUAGCAAUUUCCCGAUGGCAAAAUCUUUUAGAUUUGGAAAUUAUAAAGAAACGUAACAAGCCUAAAGCACCCCCCAAAGUGCCUAAGCAGGCGCCUUUCUUUUUACCCACGGUGGCUGGUUUGGACAUGAAAUUUGAUGUUACCCAAGAAAAGGCAAAUAACGAACUGGAAUCAAAGAUCUUCAAGAGUUCAACUCUUAAUAAUCUUACCACAUUCGGCAACUUGUUGGAGGAAACAGCCGCUAACGGAGAAUUCGAACGAAGUGUGUCUUAUCUGAAACAAAUGGGACCCUCAAUGGUAGAUUUUGAAGUAAAAUCCCUGCACCCCAUUGGUGGAGGAACAGUCAAAGCCAUGCUGCAAUUCUUGAAAACUUUGCAAUAUAUGUUCGAAACCAACAAUAACUUUGAACUGGCCCAAUCAUACUUGAGUGCUUUUCUGCGUUCACAUGGCACAAAUCUAAUAGACUUUCCCCCAGUAAUUAAUGCUCUCGAAGAGCUAACAAAAGUCCAGGAGACCUCAUGGGAAAAAGUCGAAGAACAUCUGAUGUAUGGCAUGGGAGUUGUGGCGGCCUUAAGAAAUUUUGUACAAUAAAACACUAGAUUAUCAACAAGUCCCUUAUUUACUUUUUAAGUUUGAAUUCUUUUUAAUAAAAAGAAACACGUCA